Molecule: messenger RNA, 2205 nt
Organism: Lasiodiplodia theobromae
Lineage: Eukaryota; Fungi; Ascomycota; Dothideomycetes; Botryosphaeriales; Botryosphaeriaceae
Product: Glycosyltransferase family 4
Exons: 2
Coding region: 1-2205 (734 amino acids)
Molecular function (GO): glycosyltransferase activity
Source: RefSeq, a predicted model, not a curated record
AUGUUUGACACACUCCGUCCAAUCGACGCUGUCAACCGGCAGCACAACCGCCGCGCGACCUGGGCUGGUGGCACCGCCGCCCAUGCGCAUACAAAGACUCGUCACCAGUUCGAGGCCAAAGGUGCCACAAAACACCUCGAGAGGGUCGAAAAGGCUCAAGAGAAGGGUGGCUAUGGCGUUGCCCUCAACACCCUCUAUCUAGGUCUUUCGGCGAAACAGGACCACCACGGCUUGAUCGAAGUCGGCAUCGCUUCUCACGAUGGCACCUACAGCAUUGACUUCGCUGUCAUGGUCCUUGGGGGUGACAGUGGCACUCCGAGCAAUGACAACUCGCCUUAUGCAUCACGCGCUCCCACUCCGGCCCUCCCAUUGGCCGACGAAGACAGAGAGAAGGUACUGGCAGACUUCUUCCUCACCAGGAUCCUCGAAUACCAGAAGGACCAUCACUACAAGUUCGUCGGCGCCGGCAUCACAAAGAAUCUGGUCAGGCUGAGUCCACAACUACCCUCGCGCCUUUGGUGGGAGCUGGACAUCGUGCCCCUGGUCUUCGAGCAUGGAUUGGAAGCUCCCAAUGGGGGACCAGUCGAUGCCGUCACCAUCGACGAGGAGGCCGACUCAAUGGCCAGGAAGUCACUAAUGUUCUUUGGACCUAACCUCCAACCCAGAGUCCAGGUUGGGUACAAGAACAUGGUCGAAGUCGACUCCAUGGGCCAUGCCCAGAUCACACGUUUGGAUCAGUAUCCGGAUACCGUCGGCAAAAGGACGUGGGAUGCCACCAUGAAGUACGUGAACUCGAUCAAGCAGAACAAGACGAAGAUUGCUUUCUUCAACAGCACGCCCCAAGGCGGUGGAGUUGCUCUCAUGCGCCAUGCUCUUAUCCGCUUUUUCCGCCUUGUUGGUGUUGAUGUUAAAUGGUACGUGCCGAAGCCGAAGCCCGAGGUCUUCCGUAUCACCAAGACAAACCACAACAUCCUCCAGGGAGUGGCCGAUCCCAAAGAGCGCCUCACCGACGCCAUGAAAGAGACUCUUGACGAAUGGUGUCAGGGAAAUGCAGACCGAUUUUGGCUCAAACCGGGAAGCCCCCUGGCGCCACGCUCCCAGGGUGGUGCUGAUGUCAUCAUCGUGGAUGACCCGCAGAUGCCGUCUUUGGUCGCGAUCUCCAAGAAGGUGGAUCCAGAUCGUCCAGUCAUCUUCCGGAGCCACAUCCAGGUUCGCUCGGAUCUUGCGGAUCAGCCGGGAACGCCCACCGCGGAGGUCUGGGAUUGGGUCUGGAACCACGUCAAGCAGGCCGACCUCUUCAUCAGCCACCCAGUGCGCGAGUUCGUCCCCAAGUGCGUCGACUUCAAGAAAGUCGGAUACUUGCCUGCUACUACCGACUGGCUCGAUGGUCUCAACAAGGAUAUGAACCAGUUCGUGACCGAAUAUUAUUUCCACGAACUGAGCACCGAAGCCUUCCGUCAGGGCAUGAACCGCCUCGACUUCCCUCAGCGUCAGUACAUUGUCCAAAUUGCCCGCUUUGACCCGGCCAAGGGUAUCCCAGAUGUGCUGGCGUCGUACGCCGAACUCCGCCGGAACCAUCUCAAAGGCUGGCCACGCCAGAAGACACCUCAACUCGUCAUCGCCGGCCAUGGCGCCGUCGACGACCCGGACGGCUCCAUGAUCCUGGACCAGACGCUUUCCCUCUUGGAGGAGAAAUAUAACGAUGUCGCCGCGGACGUCGUCGUCAUGCGCCUCGGCCCCAGCGACCAGCAGCUCAACGCGCUCAUGUCCAACGCCAAGGUCGCCCUGCAGCUCUCGACGCGCGAGGGCUUCGAGGUCAAGGUCUCCGAGGCCGUGCACAAGGGCAUCCCCAUCAUCGCCACCAAGGCCGGCGGCAUCCCGCUACAGGUCCAGGACAAGAAGUCGGGCUUCCUCGUCGAGCCCGGCGACUACAAGGCCGUCGCUCAGCACAUGUACGACCUCUUCUCGGACCGCGAGCUGUACCAGAACAUGUCCGACUAUGCGGCCAAGCACGUCAGCGACGAGGUCAGCACUGUGGGCAAUGCGCUGGCGUGGCUGUACAUGGCGGACAGUUUGGCUCAGGGGAAGAAGCUCCUGCCUGAUUCGGCUUGGAUCAAUGACAUGGCUAGGGAGGAAGCUGGCUUGCCGUAUGUGGAGGGAGAGACGAGGCUGCCGAGGAAUAAGGAGCUGGAGUUGAAGGAUUGA